This is a messenger RNA of Eimeria necatrix, 390 nucleotides long. RefSeq lists its product as hypothetical. Bases 1 to 390 code for a protein of 129 amino acids. The transcript has 2 exons. Lineage: Eukaryota; Apicomplexa; Conoidasida; Eucoccidiorida; Eimeriidae. The record is from RefSeq and is a predicted model, not a curated record.
AUGAUCAGCAGCAGCAACCGCAGCAUCCUGCAGCAACUGCAGCAGCAACAGCAGCAACUGCAACGGCAGCAGCAGCAGCCGCACAAUCAAGACCAGCAGCAGCAGCAGCAGCAGCAGCAGCAGCAGCAGCAGCAGCAGCAGGGGCUGACGAGGAAGGCGUCUGCGGCGAAGUCGAGGGCGAGGACCCGAACUGUCGGUACACUCGAAAGGACUUUGUGGGGUUUCUUCAAAGCGCUGUCUCCAAACCCUCGAGCUGUCGAUACACCCAACGCCCCACACCGCCGGUUCGCAGCAAACGCCCUCCACACCCCCUGCACGCACACCACCUGCCAGCAGCAGCAGCAGCAGCAGCAGCAGCAGCAGCAGCAGCAGCAGCAGCAGCAGCAGUAG